Molecule: messenger RNA, 927 nt
Organism: Ordospora colligata OC4
Lineage: Eukaryota; Fungi; Microsporidia; Ordosporidae
Product: DHHC-type Zn finger domain-containing protein
Exons: 1
Coding region: 1-927 (308 amino acids)
Biological process (GO): peptidyl-L-cysteine S-palmitoylation; protein targeting to membrane
Cellular component (GO): Golgi apparatus; endoplasmic reticulum
Molecular function (GO): protein-cysteine S-palmitoyltransferase activity
Source: RefSeq, a predicted model, not a curated record
AUGCCAUCGAGGAAAUUUGUGAGUGGAACACUAAAGUUGAUUGCAUUUAUAAUCUAUCCUAUUGUUGAGCUGUAUCAGUACUUUGUGUUCAUUGGGCUGCUUUGUAUGGAGGAGAGGGGCGUGCUUUCAUGGACAAUACUUGUUGCAUACAUUGCGUACCAUCUUCUUCUGGCAUAUAAAUCAAUGUUCUACAUGCGCCUGCUGGUUACUGAAGAUAAAAGCACAUUAGAUAUAUUUCCGGAUCUUCCAUGCGAUGAGAGCAACCUUGAGAUCAGAAACAUAAACAGCUUUGUUGAGGAGAGGAUAAUGAAAGACAAUCUUUCUCGAAUCAAGAUAUGCGGCAAGUGCAAGACAUACAAACCACCAAGAGCCCAUCAUUGCAAUGUAUGCAAGCGAUGCUAUCUUAAAUAUGAUCACCACUGCCUGAUGCUUGGUGUGUGUAUUGGGUUUCACAACUACAAGUUUUUCUAUCAGUUUUUGUUCAUGAACUUGGUGACAUGCUUGUUUCUGAUCAUUUUUGUAUCUGUGUAUAUGACUGUGUCUGGAUGGAUAGCAUUCCAACGAUUGGUCAACUAUAUUAUCCUGCUCAGUCUGACAUCUGUUGAGCUUGUAUUUAUAUCUUCAUUGCUGGUAUUCCACACAUGGCUGAUAGGAAUGAAUGAGACGACAAUAGAGCAUUAUGUCAUUGAUGACUAUAUCAGCGGUGAUCAUACAUUUGGACAUGUUUUCCAGGAAGGCCCAAUAACAUCGCUAUCAACAAGUACAGAUAGGCAGGUUCUGAAUCCAUACAACCUUGGACUUGGCCAGAACUGGAAGCAAGUCUUUGGGAAUAGCUUUAGACACUGGCUUAUGCCCACAUACUCAACACCAGGAAACGGAGUAUCUUUCCCAAAAAAUUACAACAAAUACUAUGAGUUUCUUUAUUAA